AUGCAGGAGGCGCUGGACGCCGUCGCGGGCCGGGUUUUACAGCCGGUCUGCACUAAUUUACGGCGCACUGCUGCCAACUUGGCGCUGUUGCGGAGGAAGGGACAUCAUACGCAGGGCCGCCAACCGCCGCGCGGCGAGAGCUUGAUGCGUGUCGCAUGGCCCAACGGCUGCCCACGGCGACGCGGCCGGCAGACCUACACGCGCUUCCAGACACUGGAGCUGGAGAAAGAAUUCCACUUUAACCACUACUUGACGCGACGCCGGCGGAUCGAAAUCGCCCACGCGCUCUGCCUUACGGAGCGCCAGAUCAAGAUCUGGUUCCAGAACCGCCGCAUGAAGCUCAAGAAGGAGCUGCGCGCUGUCAAGGAGAUCAACGAGCAGGCGCGCCGCGAGCGCGAGGAGCAGGACCGCCUGAAGCAGCAGCAGGAGAAGAAGCUGGAGCAGCAACAACAACAACAGCAACAGCAGCAACAGCAGCAGCAGCAACAGCAGCAG
Molecule: messenger RNA, 495 nt
Organism: Schistocerca piceifrons (Central American locust)
Lineage: Eukaryota; Metazoa; Arthropoda; Insecta; Orthoptera; Acrididae
Product: homeobox protein abdominal-A homolog
Exons: 2
Biological process (GO): anterior/posterior pattern specification; negative regulation of transcription by RNA polymerase II
Cellular component (GO): nucleus
Molecular function (GO): RNA polymerase II cis-regulatory region sequence-specific DNA binding; DNA-binding transcription factor activity, RNA polymerase II-specific
Source: RefSeq, a predicted model, not a curated record